This is a messenger RNA of Parnassius mnemosyne (clouded apollo), 975 nucleotides long. The record is from the annotation of a GenBank genome assembly. NCBI's taxonomy places the organism in Eukaryota, Metazoa, Arthropoda, Insecta, Lepidoptera, Papilionidae.
AUGGCAAAUAAGUGUGGGCACUGCGGUAAAUUUAUUUCGCAGACAGAUGGCGUUAAAUGCUCAAAAUGCACGUCGACUUACCAUCGGCCGUGUGUUAAUAUUAGCCCCGAAUCAAGGAUAAGCCCAAAAUGGAUUUGUAAAACCUGCAAAAUACCGCGCCAAAGCCCUGUGCCAGCCGACUAUUGUAUUGAGGCAUCGGUAGACUCAAGAGUUGAAUCCCACAUUGAAGGUUUAUUGGCUAAGGAAAUUAAACUCCUUAGAACUGAGUUGAAGACUCUGUCAGAAGAAAUGGUCAGUUUCCGGCAAGAAAUUGCGAAACUAAACACCUCCAUGACACAGUUUAAUUCGAGACUGGACAGCGUUGAAACCCGAGUUACCUCCCUGGAACAACAAACGAAGGAGGGUCACAAGUCAUGCAAUAAUAACGAACUGGUAGAUAUUAUUGCGCACUUAAAGCGCGAUUUGAAUAUAAAGGAACAGGCGGCUCUUUCUAAUGAUUUAGAGCUCACCGGUAUUCCUGAACAGAAGGGAGAAAGCCCGGGUCACCUCAUGACACUCGUCGCCAAAAAAUUGGAUGUAGAACUGGACGAGCGUGACGUGGUUAGUGUUGAACGUGCCGGUAUGCGUCGAAACCGUGAGAGCUCGGAUAGCGAACCACCGCGGCCUAGAGUCAUCGUCGUACGUCUAGCGCGGCGCUCUGUCCGCGACCAACUGUUGCGGGCGGCGCGCGUGCGUCGGGGCGCUGAUACAUCAGGUUUUAAUAUCAAUGGAGAACCGACUCGCUUUUAUCUUAACGAGCGCCUGACGUAUGCCAACAAGCACCUUUUCCAUAGGGCCCGACAGGAGGCACGGCGAUGCAACUGGCGAUAUGCAUGGACAAAAAACGGUGUAAUAUUUGUGAAGCGCGAUUCUAUGUCUAGUAAGCAAAAAAUAUGUAUGGACUGUGACAUUGAAAAGGUUUUUGGUUCUUCAUGA